UGACGUUAAUGUUAAUAUAUUGAUUUUAAAUUGAAAUAAUUUUGUUUACAGAUUUUAUAUUCAUUCCCACAUUGAAAGGUAGACAUCUGCUAAUGUUCAACCAGUAUACGUUUUCACAAAACCAUAAUAGCCCCACCUAUUAUUGUUCGAAGAAGUUAAGUGGAUGCCAAGCUAUUGUGAAGCUUACCAAGGAGAGGGAUGCCAUUAAAGAAGCCAUCACUAUACAUAAUCAUGAGCCCCCAAAAUAUAUGAAAACAGCCAGCGAUCUCCUAAUUACAGAUCCACGUGUAAAAUUCAUAGAAACAGUGCGAGGAGCGAGGUUGAUGAUGCUUAAUGGCUUCACAUUUUCGCAGAAGAAUCAUAAAAAACGUUGGUUCUAUUGUUCACGGAAAACGAAUAAGUGCAAGAGUCGAAUUAGAUUGAAUGAUGACGGGACCAUAAUGUGCGCUCCAGUUGGCCAUAACCAUCCUCCGCCAGUGUUCAAAGAAAUGAGUGAUGGACGGUUUUACAAGGUGAAGAAGUAAGAUGAAUAGUUUUACGAACUCAAGAAGCAAGAUUGGACACUUGAAGUAAGCGUCUACAGGCCCGCAUCGUACGCAUCGGACGCAACGCACGCAACGGAUUUUAGUUUGUCUUGUAUAGAAACUCAUACAACUGCGUCCACUGGUCUGCAUCGUACGGACCGCUCAUCGGCAAUGCCUACAUGCGACGCGAACCGAUGAUGUCAUACGGAAUACCGAUGCCAAAAAGCCGAGUGAAAAUGGGAUCGGCAAUCUGAUAACUAUUACUCGCGUCGGCAAUCCGAACGCUGCCGAUACAGUUGACGCAGUUUGCUAAAUUAAUCCGUUUGAUGCGAUCCGUCCGAUGCGGGCCUGUGAAUGCUUACCUUUGGGCAGCUUAAUUUUAGAUUGAAGAGGUAUUGACAGAUGGAUCUCUUGUCUGGAGUUUUUAAAGGAACUCAUCUAUUCUGGGAUUUAUUUGGGUUUUAUGAUUUGCCGUUUGUGGUUCUGUAAAUUAUGUUGUUUUUUUUUAAUAAUGAUCAAUUGAUGAAUUUUUGCUGUCAAUCAUAAAAUAGUGGUUUAAAUUUUUGGCUACUAGUAUCUUUUUUGUGAUGCUUUUGCGUAUGUUUCCUAUUUUUUUAUGUGAUUUUCCAUAACUAUUUCACUUCUUUCUUACUUAAUUUUUUUCGUAUUAUCUUUUGUUUUAGUAUUAAUGGUUUAACCUAUCUGUAGGUAUUCCCUUGUGAUUGAAGUGAAUGAAAAUAAAGACAUGUACCUAAUUUAUUUUUUUAUUAUUAGGAACAAAUACUUAGGCUUUUUUCUUUGAAGCGUUUGUUUAUAAGUAAAUUAUGACUAUUUAAUUACCUACAUGAAUAAAUGGGCUGUUGAAAUUAA
This is a messenger RNA of Spodoptera frugiperda (fall armyworm), 1394 nucleotides long. RefSeq lists its product as uncharacterized. The record is from RefSeq and is a predicted model, not a curated record. The transcript is spliced from 2 exons. NCBI's taxonomy places the organism in Eukaryota, Metazoa, Arthropoda, Insecta, Lepidoptera, Noctuidae. The coding region runs from base 93 to 524 and encodes 143 amino acids.